AUGACGGACGCGCUUGCGAAGCCAAUCCGGGUGUGCGUGCUGGCCUGCUCCUACGAGGGCUCUGACAGCGAACUGAAGGCAUACGAAGGAGAUCUGAUCCAGACGCCGCAGAACUAUUUCUGCUCCAAGGAUGCGCAGUGUACAUUCCACCUCGAGCUGAUCAAGAAGGCAACCGCGUACCGCCAGAUACGGCAGCUUGUCAUGUCCGGCAAGUUCGACGUCUUCUACAACCAGUGCGAUGGCGCUAAGGACGAGGACCGCGCCGGUGUUGAGGUGGUGGAGGCGCUGGAGGAGUUUAAGGUACCGCACACCGGGGCCAUAUCCAAGUACUACGAGAUGUCGAAGCCGGAUAUGAAGCUGGUGGCGUACUAUUACAACAUCGCAACCGCCAACUACGCCGUGCUGGAGCUAGGCGAUGACAUAGAGAGUCUGUGUGGUAAACUUCAGUUCCCUUGCAUCGUCAAGCACAUCUCUGGCUACAGCAGUGUCGGGAUGGACAAGAGCUGCAAGGUGUACGACAUGGCGCGGUUGGUGGACCGGGCGACACGCUUCAUGGCAGAAUACCAGUUUGCGCUGGUCGAGGAGUUUGUCAGCGGCGACGAGGCGACGAUUCUCGCCUGCAACGACUCUACCCAGCCGGAGGGGGUGCGGGUGUUCCCGCCCGUGCAGGUCACCUUCCCUGAGGGCGAGGACUUCAAGCACUUUCAGCUCAAGUGGGCUUCGUACGAGGGGAUGAAGUGGACGCAGGUGCCCCAGGAGGAUCCGGCGAUGCAGGACAUGAUCGACAUCGCCCGCUCCGCCUUCAAGCGCAUGAUGGGCGGCAUCGGGUACGGCCGCAUCGACGUCCGCAUUGACCGCCAGAACCACAACAAAGUUGUCUUUCUGGAGAUCAACCCCAACUGCGGCAUCAUGUACCCGUACGGCCAGGAGGGGUCGGCGGACUGGAUCUUGCGACUCAACAAGGGCUUUCAGCAGCGCGAGUUUGCCAUGCUGCAGAUCCGUGAGGCGAUUGCGCGCUGUCAACGGGAGCGGCUCUUGUACGUCCGUCGCUUCGACCCGGUGCGCGGCUACCACCUGCGUGCGGCGGAGGACAUCAGCAUUGGCACGAUCAUCUUCCAAGACGAGUGCCGUCCCGUGCGGCUGUGCACCAAGCCGUACGCGCUAGAGCACUUUUCAAAGGCGGACUACGUAGACUUCCAGCACAACGCCUGGCCGAUCGGGCGCGACGGGCACUACUACGCGCUGUGGGACCACGACCCAGCCCAGUGGCGUGCCUUCAACCACUCCUGCGAGCCCAACAUGUCCUUUGCGGCGAUGCGGUCGCUGGACGUCGUGGCGCUGCGCAAUAUUCCCAAAGGCGAGGAGCUGACAAUGGACUACCGACAGUUCAUGGACGCUACCAUGCCUGGGUUCCACUGUAACUGCGGCACCGAGAAGUGUGAAGGGUUCGUGUCACCAGGCUCCCUCGCUGACUCGCCAACGACGAAGAUUGCGAACCAGCACACGGUGGCACUGCACCACGCUAUAGCCAUGAAGCUGAACCCCAUCUAG
This is a messenger RNA of Leishmania mexicana MHOM/GT/2001/U1103, 1551 nucleotides long. RefSeq lists its product as hypothetical. NCBI's taxonomy places the organism in Eukaryota, Euglenozoa, Kinetoplastea, Trypanosomatida, Trypanosomatidae. The transcript has a single exon. The coding region runs from base 1 to 1551 and encodes 516 amino acids. Gene Ontology annotation, biological process: peptidoglycan biosynthetic process. Gene Ontology annotation, molecular function: D-alanine-D-alanine ligase activity; protein binding; ATP binding. The record is from RefSeq and is a predicted model, not a curated record.